GUUUGGUGGAAUCCGGGGUUGAAUUUACAUUUCUCUGCAACUGUAUCUAGAUUUUGAGCUCCGAUGAAAUUACCCACUGGCCAAUUCACAAUGUUCACAAUGUUCAAUAAUUCCUUUGUGAUCAUUUCCUCUUCUUUUUUUUAAUUAUUUUGUAGGAUUGACUUUCUAUAUGUUCACAAAGGAUGAACACGUUGGCUUGGUUACCACUCAACGACUCGACUGUUUAAUUUCUGUAUAUUCUCUUUUUCUGACGCCUCAUACCACUCGACUGCACUAUCAGUUUUGAAAGUGUUCAAUGGAGAAAUCACGUACUAAAUUCCUGCUUUGCAUUGUUGCAGUAAUCACCUUGGUAUCAAUGCCCUUCACGCUUGCGAUGGCGGCCUUGGGGAACGAAACAGAUAGACUAGUAUUGCUUGCUUUGAAAGAUGAGCUUGUUGGUAGUGGUAUACUUUCAUGGAAUGCUUCACUCCAUUUUUGCGAGUGGCAAGGCGUUCGAUGUGGUGGGCAGCAUCAAAGGGUUAUCGGUUUAAGCCUGGCCAGCAUGAAACUUGGUGGCUCCAUAUCUCCAUCAAUAGGGAACUUAAGUUUCCUGAGAGAGGUUAACUUCUCCAAUAAUAGCUUGAAAGGUAACAUUCCUAGGGAAUUUGGCCAUUUGAAACGGCUUCGUUCACUGAAUCUAAGUUACAACAAUCUCCAAGGUAACAUCCCUAUAGAGCUCAACAAUUGCUCCAACCUGCAGUUUCUUAUGUUGAGGGACAACAGUUUCUCUGGGACAAUUCCCUUUCAAUCAGGGGAGAAUAUGAUUAAACUCUCUCUUGCUAGCAAUGAUUUCGUUGGGGGAAUCCCAUCUUCAUUAGGAAAUCUUUCGUCCCUGGAUUAUCUCCAACUUGGGAAUAAUCACUUGGAAGGAGAUAUACCCUUUGAUAUCGGCAGAUUAUACAACUUGAAAACACUUGUUCUUAGUCAAAAUAAUCUGUCUGGAACCAUACCUUCUUCCAUUUACAACCUUUCCGCCAUGAGAGCUCUUGGGAUGGGCUUAAACAAGUUACAUGGUGGUCUUGAAUCUCAACUGGGUUUUGCUUUUCCGGAACUUGAAAUACUGCAUUUCGGAGACAACCAAUUCAGCGGAAGAAUUCCAGCAUCAAUAACUAAUAUCUCUGGCUUGAAAGAGUUUGACAUCUAUUCAAAUGGUUUCAGUGGAUUAGUUCCUGAAAAUAUGGGAAAGCUUCAGAAUCUUGAGUUGUUUUAUAUUGACUAUAACCAUCUUGGGAUUGGGAAAGAAGGAGACUUGGAUUUUCUUCCAUCUUUAACCAACUGCAGUCUAUUGAAAGAUUUGGAUAUCCAUCAUAACAGGUUAGGCGGGGUGUUACCAAACUCUAUAGCUAAUUUAUCAGCCCAGCUUGAACAUCUUUUCAUGGGAGAAAAUCAGAUUUCAGGAAGUAUUCCUGAAGGGAUUGGCAAUCUUGAUAAGCUCAUAGACCUGCAUAUAGGGGAAAACUUGUUUACAGGCGAAGUUCCAACUUCCAUUGGAAAGCUUCGGAAUAUAGGGCGAUUCGACCUGUCUUUGAAUCGUUUAUCUGGUGAAAUUCCAUCCUGCAUUGGCAAUCUUUCUCGAUUGUUGUACCUUUAUUUAAAUGGUAACAAUUUUGAGGGAAGGAUUCCAUUGACACUCAGGAAGUGCAAAGAUAUGCAAGUGAUGGAUCUUUCGCAAAAUAAACUCGGUGGCACCAUACCGGAUCAGCUGAUUGCUGCUUUCCAAAGUUUGAUUACUCUGAAUUUGUCUCACAACUCUUUCAACGGUAGCUUUCCAUCAGCUAUUAGUAACUCCAAGAAUCUUGUCGAGUUAUACGUUGAUAACAACAAUUUCUCAGGUGAACUUUCCGGGGGAUUUGGUGAGAUUUCUGAAUUAAGAAUCUUGCACAUGCAGGGAAACUACUUUCAUGGUAGUAUUCCUCAAGCUCUUGGCACUUUAAGAGGUCUUGAAAGCUUAGAUCUCUCUGGUAACAAUUUGACUGGCACCAUACCACUUGAACUUCAAAAGUUGCCAUUUUUGGUGAGUUUAAACCUUUCUUUCAACCAGUUAGAGGGUGAAGUUCCAGAAGAAGGGGUCUUCAAUAAUACCAGUCAAUUCUCUCUUAUUGGGAACAAGAACCUUUGCGGGGGAAUUCCUGAAAUAGAGCUUCCCAAAUGCUUCAAUCAGGCAGCAAAGGCAAAAAGAAAUGGUUUAUCAACAAAAUCCAUUAUCAUUAUCGUCAUUAGCCUUUUGCUUGCCUCGGUUUCAGUUGCGUUCAUUGCUAUACUUUAUUGGCGAAAACGCUCAGGAAAGGAAAUGAUCCCUUUGGCUUUGCAGCAAGUUAAUUUUGUGCAAGUUUCGUACAAGGAACUUGUUCAAGCAACUAAUGGUUUUGAAGCCUCGAACGUCAUUGGGAAGGGCAGUUUCGGGUCUGUUUAUAAAGGGUUUCUUGAUCAACAAGAAAACCCCGUCGCAAUCAAAGUAUUGAACCUUCAAAACCUUAGGGCUAUAAAGAGUUUCACAGUUGAAUGCGAGGCUUUAAGAAAUGUUCGGCAUCGGAAUCUAGUGAAGCUAAUAACUUGUUGCUCAAGCAUGGACUACCAAGGCAAUGAUUUCAAGGCUAUAGUUUUGGAAUUCAUGGCAAAUGGAACUUUAGAGAGUUGGCUUCAUCAUGAUUAUGAUGAAGAUCACUCGCCACGCCAGCUCAACUUUGCUCAAAUGUUGGACAUUGCUAUAGAUGUGGCCAACGCGUUAGAUUACCUUCACCACCAUUGUCGAACACCGAUCGUUCAUCGAGAUCUAAAACCGACAAAUGUUCUUCUCGAUGAUGACAUGGUUGCACAUGUUGGUGACUUCGGCAUUGCUAAGCUCCUUUCCGAUGCAGCAAGUAAAUUGGAUAACGAGCAAACGACUUCUUCAAUCAUCAAAGGAACUCUAGGCUAUCUCGCCCCGGAAUAUGGAAUGGGUGGUUCUACAUCCCUUGAAGGCGAUAUCUAUAGCUAUGGGAUUCUCAUUUUGGAGAUGAUCACCAGAAAGAGGCCAACCGAUGAUUUGUUUGGUGAUGGAAUGAGCCUUCAUAGUUAUUGUAAGAUGGCAUUGCCAGAAAAAUUUGAGGAGAUUUUAGAUUUCCGACUGCUUGAACAAAUCAAUAAGAAAAGUCAAAACAUAGAUUGUAAAAUGUUGGAUUGUUUGGUUUCAUUCACUAAAGUCGGUGUUGCAUGCUCUGUUGAAGUUCCUGCCCAGAGAAUGAAGAUUGAAGAUGUUGUCACUGAAUUGUAUGCAAUAAAGGCAAGACUGCGUGCUAGGAAUCCAAUUGAUCCUCAACAAAAGCUAAAAAGAGCUAGAGGUUUAACCUAG
Molecule: messenger RNA, 3370 nt
Organism: Gossypium arboreum
Lineage: Eukaryota; Viridiplantae; Streptophyta; Magnoliopsida; Malvales; Malvaceae
Product: probable LRR receptor-like serine/threonine-protein kinase At3g47570
Exons: 2
Coding region: 296-3370 (1024 amino acids)
Biological process (GO): protein phosphorylation
Molecular function (GO): ATP binding; receptor serine/threonine kinase binding; protein kinase activity
Source: RefSeq, a predicted model, not a curated record